Gopherus evgoodei (Goodes thornscrub tortoise) is the source of this 6336-nucleotide messenger RNA. RefSeq names its product palladin, cytoskeletal associated protein (gene PALLD). Gene Ontology annotation, biological process: homophilic cell-cell adhesion; synapse organization. Gene Ontology annotation, cellular component: neuronal cell body; axon; plasma membrane. Gene Ontology annotation, molecular function: axon guidance receptor activity. The record is from RefSeq and is a predicted model, not a curated record. Lineage: Eukaryota; Metazoa; Chordata; Testudines; Testudinidae.
CAGGACCAAGCAACCUUUAUUGAAUAGUUAAGCAACUUUCAGCUUUCUUAAGCAAAGAAGGAAAAAGCAGCCUUUCUUGAAAUUAAUUCUAUGUGAGACUCUUCAAACUGGCCUAACAUAUAUAAGCAUGCAAGACAGAAGGCAUGAGCAGGUAGUGCUCUACCCUUAAUGCUGAAGGAGGAUUACUCAGCAGAGAAAAGAGCCCACUAGGAUUACUCUGAAAACAUGUCAGAGGCUUCCUCCUUUCAUGACUUUUUUAAUGAUUCCCUAUCUGGCAUACAGGAUGGAGAAGUUUCAAAUGAGCUAUCUGCAUUUCUCAGCAAGGAGGAGAUAAAUAAAAGUCUUGACCUUGCCAGAGAAGCUAUUGCUAAUUCAGUGAAGGAGAAUCAGAAUGUAGAGCAGGAUUUCACUCAUAAUUUCAACACUUCUCCAAACUCAUCAGAAUAUACUUCUUCUAGGAAGACCAAAGUCCAUGAACAAGAAGUUUUGGGGAGGCUUCAGGUGAGCAGCCCAAAUUCACUAUUCAGCACAACUCAAACUCUCCCAGAGCAACAAAAACAGCAACCACCCACAUCCCCUCAGGCAGCAAGCAGCAUUUGCACUGUUCCUGGGAGGCAAGGCAGCAUUUCGCCCUCACUAACGACUAGCCCCAGCUUUAUUCGGAGUCUAAGAAAUGCAGAGAGAUGUAGUCCAAAUAUGCAAAAGACAAGCCCAAAAUCCAAAUCAAUGUCCCAGGGAGAUGCACCUUUCAGGAACAAGCUGUGUGACAAGGCUGCCAUGUUCAUUGAAGAACUUUCUUCCAUAUUUAGAGAAGCAGCAAAGGCAAGAGGCAGGAGUCCCAAUGGGGACUCCUCUUCUCCUGACAGUGGAUACCUAUCUCCUAAAAAGAAACAGUCAGCCACGAUAAAUGCCUCAGUGAAUCAGAGCCAUGGCAAAGCAUGUCCAGAAAUCAAACCUGAGGCAAAGUUACCUGAGACUCACCACAAUGGAGAGCUCUUCCCUGACAGGAAGAAUGUCACUCAAGAAAAUGAAACUGCCUUCCACCAUGAGCUCACGAAUCCAGGUAGCUAUCAGUCUUCAGCUCCUCGAUUUACUCAGAAACUCCGGAGCCAGGAAGUGGCUGAAGGAAGCAAGGUGCUGCUGGAGUGCAGAGUUGCUGGAAACCCAACACCUCAUGUCAGAUGGUUCUGUGAAGGGAAAGAGUUGCAGAAUUCCCCUGAUAUUCAGAUCCAUUGUGAAAGUGGAGGUCUUCAUUCACUAGUCAUAGCAGAAGCCUUUGAGGACGAUACUGGACGUUACACUUGCCUGGCAUCAAAUUCUGUUGGCUCUGAUAGCACUUCAGCAGAAGUAUUCAUUGAAGGUGUCAGCUCAACAGAUUCUGAGAGUGAAAGUUUAGUUUUCAAGUCAAAAUCUGGAGCUAUGCCGCAAGCCCAGAAGAAAACCACUUCUGUUUCUUUAACAAUAGGAUCUUCUACUCCAAAGGCUGGAGUCACCACAGCUGUAAUUCAGCCUAUCUCUGUACCCAUUCAGCAGGUUCAAAGCCCUACUUCAUAUCUGUACCGACUAGAUGGAUCCAAGCCUGUCUGCUCCACACCCAUUUUUACAAAGGAGCUGCAAAACUCCACAGCAUCUGAAGGACAGGUUGUUGUACUAGAGUGCAGAAUCAGGGGAGCUCCUCCAUUGCACGUUGAGUGGUUUCGACAGGGUGUUGAAAUCCAAGAUUCUCCAGAUUUCAGAAUUCUCCAGAAAAAGCCCCGGUCUGCAGCUGAACUUGAAGAGAUAUGUACAUUAGUAAUUGCAGAGACUUUUCCUGAAGAUGCUGGAACCUUCACAUGCACAGCAACAAAUGAAUAUGGGUCAGUGGCAAGUAGUGCACAACUUACCGUCUGCUCAGCCAACUCUGAAAGCUUUAGCCAUGAGCUGUCAACAAGAGAAUCCAACAGUGAUGAUUUCCAACAUUUCCCACCUCCCCCUCCAAUUCGUGAGAUUAGUUCUCUUGAGCUUCCUCCAAAGAAGCAUACAGAGAGCCAACAGGUGAACAACACAGAAUUUAGACCCAACAUAGCAGCCGUUCAGUUACAGUUCAACUCUGCUGAGAAGAAAACCAGUGGCAUCCAUCCCAGUCAUGAAGCAAAUGGAGUGAUUAACAGCAAAGCUAGUAGUGAUAAGUCUGCCCCAGCUCCAGCUGUCCUGCUUUCACCCACAAAGGAACCACCACCAGUCCUUGCCAAACCAAAGCUGGACCCUCUAAAACUACAACAACUGCAGAACCAAAUUCGUCUGGAACAAGAAGGUGGCCAGCGGUACCAUCACCACCAGCAACAUCAAAACCCUCUGCCAUCUCCUCCUUUUCCUCCUCCCCCUUCUUUCCAGGAGCUGUUGUCCAGCCAGUCUGUCACUUCUCCGGUGCAAAUGAGCAUUCUCAACUCCCACACUUCCCCAACCAUGCAGUCAUCCAGCACCUUCAGCUAUGCCCGGCCUAAACAGUUCAUUGCUGCUCAGAACAUCAGCCCUGCUUCAGGUUAUGUAACUCCUUCAUCUGGCUCUUCCACAUCCAGCCUGCCGUCCCCUAUGUCUCCAACUGCCUCUCAGAAACAAUUUGGCAGAGCACCUGUUCCCCCUUUCUCCCAGCCAUUUGCUCCGGAAGGGGAGUACCUGUGGUCUCCAUCUUCCUCUUCGCCUCCUCCCCCACCUCCACCAGUCUUUAGUCCAACUGCAACAUUUUCAGUUUCUGAUUCCUUCCCACCCCCUCCUCCUCCUCUCCCUUCCUCAGUUUCCUCACCUUCCCGCAGUCUUUCUCCAACUGCUAGAUUCUCUAACUCCAGCCAGUCUCCAGCAGCGUUCCUCAGCUCCAUGUUACCAUCCCAGCCACCGCCUAUAUCUGUCAAUGCACUAGGACUUCCAAAAGGUGUUAUGCCUCCGGGAUUUCCAAAGAAAACAGGCAGAACUGCUAGGAUAGCAUCUGAUGAAGAGAUUCAAGGGACAAAAGAUGCUGUCAUACAGGACCUGGAAAGAAAACUUCGUUUCAAGGAAGAACUUUUGAACAAUGGCCAGCCGAGGUUAACAUAUGAGGAGAAGAUGGCACGUCGACUCCUGGGUGCUGACAAUGCUGCAACUGUUUUUAAUAUACAGGAACCAGAUGAAGAUCCCACUACACAGGAGUAUAAAGUCUCCAGCUUUGAGCAGAGACUGAUCAGUGAGAUUGAAUACCGCCUGGAGAGGUCUCCUGUGGAGGAAUCGGAUGAUGUGCAGCAUGGAGACGAGCCCACUGAUAACAGUGUGGCACCAUAUUUUGAGAUGAAGCUGAAACAUUACAAAAUCUUUGAAGGAACGUCAGUCACAUUUACAUGCAGAGUGGCUGGAAAUCCAAAGCCAAAGAUUUAUUGGUUCAAAGAUGGGAAGCAAAUCUCUAAAAGAAGUGAUCACUACAGAAUUCAAAGAGAACCGGAUGGGACCUGCUCUCUCCACACUACAGCCUCCACCCUGGAUGACGAUGGGAAUUACACUAUCAUGGCUGCCAACCCCCAGGGCAGAAUAAGCUGUACCGGAAGGCUGAUGGUUCAGGCUGUCAAUCAGAGAGGACGGAGUCCUCGAACACCCCCCAGCCAGCCUCAUAUCAGAAGACCUCGAUCUCGAUCAAGGGACAGUGGCGAUGAAAAUGAACCAAUUCAGGAACGAUUCUUCCGACCUCAUUUCCUGCAGGCUCCUGGAGACUUGAUUGUUCAAGAAGGAAAACUCUGCAGAAUGGACUGCAAGGUCAGUGGAGUACCAACUCCAGAUCUAAGCUGGCAACUCAAUGGAAGACCAAUUCGUCCUGAUAGUUCUCACAAAAUGUUGGUGCGUGAGAACGGUGUACACUCUCUGAUCAUAGAGCCAGUCACAGCUAGGGAUUCUGGAAUCUACACGUGCAUUGCCACCAAUCGAGUGGGUCAAAACACAUUCAGCCUGGAGCUCAUUGUUGCAGCUAAGGAAGAACACAAGCCACCUGUGUUUAUAGAGAAGCUACAGAACACAGGAGUGGCUGAUGGAUAUCCCGUACGACUGGAGUGUCGAGUCUCUGGGGUGCCAUAUCCUCAGAUAUUUUGGAAGAAAGAGAAUGAGUCACUUACUUACAACACUGAAAGAGUGAGUAUGCACCAGGAUAACCAUGGCUACAUUUGCCUGCUUAUUCAGGGAGCUACAAAAGCAGAUGCUGGUUGGUAUACUGUGUCAGCUAAGAAUGAGGCUGGGAUUGUGUCCUGCAGCCGGCUUGAUGUUUAUACUCAGUGGCAACAACAACCUCAAAGCACCAAGCCAAAGAAGGUGCGUCCCUCAGCCAGUCGAUAUGCAGCACUUUCUGACCAAGGACUAGACAUCAAGGCAGCAUUCCAGCCUGAAGCAAACCCAGUUCAUCUGACAUUGCAGUGUGGCUUGGUAGAGAGCGAUGACCUGUAGACCCGAGCUGCCAGAUCCAUCAUUUUCUUUCAAAGCAGAAACACUGAAAGCCAUUGCCUUGACCAAUGAUACUUCUAUGUCACUUUAUGUAAAGCCAGACACCUUCAAGUACAAAAAUCCCCACCGUAACCAUAUAUUUCUUAUUCCUACCAAAUUAAGAGAGGUAGCUGAUUAAUAGAAAUGUUCACAUUGCACAGAAAAUCACAUUCACUGUUCAGUUCCUUAUGCCUAUAUUGCUAGAACUCUUAUGAAUAACCUUUUUCAUAAAGGCCAAAAUACUUCUGAAAAAUCUGGUUCAGUUCAGUAAACAGUACAGUAUUUAUCACAGAGUGCCUUCCUAAGCAAGAUGUAGAUGCUACAUGGUAUUAAUGGUGUGAGAAGUUUCAUUUAAGGCUAUUAGUUAUAUUUUACAAUUCAAAAAUGUCAAGGCAAAGUGAUAGCUACAGAGAACAAGUGCAAUAUUGUAAAAUAAAAACAGGAAGGAAAAGAGAAGGAAAAACUGAAACAAAUACCUUGUCUCUGCAAUGAGAAAGGAAAUACAUGCCUUAAAAUGUUAGAACUGCCACUACUAUACAGCAAGGCUGACACCUUAAGAUUUUUUUAUUUUUAUUUUUUUUGCCAGCAACAAGGCUUAUUUACAAACAUACUACAAGGCUAAUUUAAGCAUAAAUAAAUUGACCUAGUCCAAAAUAAUGAGAGAUGAGGCAUAAUAUACUGCUACCGACUAUAAAUCCUAGCACCCAAGUAAGGGAUACUUUUGGGGGAAAGAAAAAUGCCAACAGUAUAGUUUUACUACAUAAGGUAGCAAAAAGGAUUGAGAGGGGGAAAAACUAUGGAUGUUUUUAGUGUUUGUUUUUUUUUAAAACAGAUCCUGAAAAACUAACAGAACACUGCCAUUCACAUAUUUAUAAUUCCCAAAUCAGCAGAAAGCUAUGGAGUUUAUGUAGUGGACAUUUAUGACUGUGUAGAGCUUGUGACUAUGUAUGAGGAUUUUAGGAAUGUAGAGCAAGUGGAAAAAAUGGACUGAGUCUGCAAUCAGAGUUUAAAUGACAACACAUAUCUAGGGGUAGGCUAGUAGAAUGAAGGUGGAGAAAAAUAGAAGUGCCGUAAUAUAUUUUUAUGUAACGUGUUAGAUGGUGAAUGAUAAAUAUUUGUUUCUUCCCUAGUGUACGAUAACAGACUAACCAUGCUGUGGCUAGGGACUGCAUGCAGUAGGUGAAGACUUAGCACAGAGGCUACUUUCAGAAUGCAAAGCAAUUCCACAUCAACUGGACUCUGCCUAGUCUACUGUACUAGGCAGUUUUGGACUCUGAACCAAUUAGUUUAGUUGAGAUGGCAGAAGAAUUUUAAUUGGGCCUAAGGGGGGAAAAAUUGAUGGUACGAGAAUACUUCGAUAUAAAGGAACAUGCUGUAUUCCUAUAUGAAGCACAUAUGGUUAUCUUUCAUUAUUAUAAUAAAAAGUGUUGAAAUCUCUCUCAGCUCAGUUAUUCAAGUCCAUUAUUAGUUUAUUGUUUGUGGACUACCAUAUAUUUGCAUUACUGCUAUACAUAUAUUGUUUCAUACCUCUUUGUAAGUAUACAAAACAAACUUUUUUUUUUAGUGACUAACCUUUAGCACAGAAGAUCAUACUAGUCUAUGCACAUUGGUGCAGGUUAUGACCACAGUUACAGCAUUGCUUAUCUAAAUUAAUAUCAUACAGUCUGUCAUAUGGAAAUAUCCUACCUAUAUUUUAGAGUAAGUAUGUCUUAUUUGCCAAGUUUUUCUUGACUGCUAAUUUACUGUUUGUUUAGCUUAACUAUCAUUAUUUGACACCUUUUAUUUGUAUUUAUAAAAAAGUACUAUCAUUACUUUGGAUUGUUGUGCUGACAUAAUGUGGGUUUAGCAUCAAUAAAUAUUACACAA